Mercurialis annua (annual mercury) is the source of this 429-nucleotide messenger RNA. RefSeq lists its product as uncharacterized. The record is from RefSeq and is a predicted model, not a curated record. The transcript has 2 exons. Gene Ontology annotation, molecular function: nucleic acid binding. Bases 1 to 429 code for a protein of 142 amino acids. NCBI's taxonomy places the organism in Eukaryota, Viridiplantae, Streptophyta, Magnoliopsida, Malpighiales, Euphorbiaceae.
AUGAAGAAAUAUCAUUUGUAUCACAGAGUGGCGACUCCCUAUCACCCUCAUACAAGUGGACAGAUUGAAGUGUCAAAUAGAGAGUUGAAGCACAUUCUUGAAAAGACAUUUCGCUUGUCGGCAUAUGAGAAUGUCAAGUUAUAUAAAGAAAAGACCAAGAAAUGGCACGAUGCUCAUAUUGUGCCUAAGCAGUUUACAGAAGGCAAUCAUGUGCUACUGUAUAACUCUCGCUUGCGUCUAUUUCCUGGCAAACUAAUGUCGAGAUGGAGUGGACCUUUUAAGGUGAGACAUGUAGCUGAGCAUGGCGCAAUUGAGCUCGAAAGUGCAAAUGGCGAGACUUUCAAAGUUAAUGGUCAUAGGUGCAAACCAUACUUAGUUCCGUUGACAGACGAAGGACGAGAGUGUUACACUCUCGAUGCCCCAAACUAA